This is a messenger RNA of Syngnathus typhle (broad-nosed pipefish), 3041 nucleotides long. RefSeq names its product NDC1 transmembrane nucleoporin (gene ndc1). Gene Ontology annotation, molecular function: protein-macromolecule adaptor activity. The record is from RefSeq and is a predicted model, not a curated record. The coding region runs from base 110 to 2080 and encodes 656 amino acids. Gene Ontology annotation, cellular component: nuclear pore transmembrane ring. Gene Ontology annotation, biological process: nuclear pore organization. Lineage: Eukaryota; Metazoa; Chordata; Actinopteri; Syngnathiformes; Syngnathidae. The transcript is spliced from 18 exons.
CUUUGUGGAGCAUGGGUCCUUCCGGAGGUCCUUUGAACGAAAACGGCGCGGCAUGAUGACAACCUGGAAGUUUUGACGAAGAAAGAAGAAGUAACGUGUUCUUUUCGCUAUGUUUUCUGCGGAUCAAAGUUGGUUUGUUCGCAAGGUGAUUUACUGGAGGGCUGCAGCCAGCAUAAUUUGGGGCGUCUGGUUGUUGCCACCCCCUACAGCAGUUUUUGUCAUCCUCAGCAGAUUCAGCCUUCUCUCCCCAAUCCAGACCCUAUCAGAAUGUUUGACCGUCAUGACAAGCGACAGUGCCUUUUUGUCCUAUGUCCUGCUGUGCAGUGUCACCAUCAUGGUGGGCUUCCUCAUCUUUGAACAUUAUUCAGUCAUCCCCACCGUCGCCUGCUCCAGAAUUGCGCUGUUGGGUCAGCUGCUGCACCCAUGUCACGUGGCCAACUCCCUGCUCCACUGCGUCCUAGGCGUUAUCGUGGCCUGGUGCGCCGCCACCGCCAUUGGGGGCCGCUACGAGAUGCUGACCUACCCUUGCAGCCUCCAAGACGUUCCUCCUCGGGUGUGUUUGAAUGAGUACCAACUCAUCCUUUUGCUGGCGGGCGCUUUCGUGGGUUUCUCCCACAACCUUUUUGGCGUCAUCCAUAACAUGAACUAUGUGUCUUUCCACCCAGUUCAGCAAUACAAGUACCUUCGCUUUAAGGGUUCCUUGGCGCUGGUGGUGAAGCGCAGUGCCGUUCAAGCUCUUUACUCUAUCAGGAAUUACAUUCUCAUCUAUUUCUUUUUGGGUUACAUCCCAAGAGAGUGGAUCUGUAAAAUGUUUAACCUUCACUUAAACAGUUCCACCCACCGUCUGGACACCAUCAGUGGGCUUGUGGACUUGUCCCUCCUCUACCACCUGUGGACCAGCGCCACCUUCCUGCUCUUCACCUGGUACACAUCCUUGCUCCUCUUCAGGAUAUUUAUCACGGAGGGCUACAGUUUCCCAGUGCAGUCGUCGUUCACCGAGGAAGUUCACCAGUGUCUUCCAAGAGUUCUUUCUGACCCAGCGCCGGCUAUUUUAAAGUUCCUAGCCCUGCAGGACUUGGCUUCGCUCUCUCAGCACUCGCCAUCGCGACGCAGCGAGGUGUUCGGCCUCAGUCAGCCAGGUGGACAUCCUCAUAACUGGAUUGCCAUCAGCAAGGAGUGUCAGUCGCUUCUGGCAGAUCUGACCCAGCGUCUGGUCACGUACCACGACCGCGUGGCCACCAACGGCAGGGCUAAGUCACUUCCGCCGGGAAGCGGCGAACUGAAGUCCUCGUCGGACUCAUCCUCGGUAACCUCGAGUGCGGAAGAUCUGAUGAGUCCAAGAGCCAGAAACGUCUCGAUCAAAACUCCAGAUUCCGUCUUUGCCCGGAACGGGCCAAGCCCCAUGACGGCGCCGUUCACCCCGCCCCAGCAGGACAACCUUUUUGCCUCGCCCGCCCUACGGCGUCUCACAGCGUCUGUACACCAGGGCUCGCCGUGGUACGGCUCAGUGCAGAGCCCCCAUGUUAUGAGGAUGUCCCCCAAACUGUGGCCCAUCUCAGAUUUCUACUCUGGCAGCCCCGCGUCGUCCCCCAUCCUGCUGCGCCUUUUGGCCCAGUUCCUCCGCAACAGGAAAGAGCAGGUUAAAAGCUUCCUGUCCAAGCGUGUGCUGAUUGCGUAUUUGUUCAAGAAGCUUCCAGAAGCCUCCGGUGAAGCACUGUUUGCCGACAGCCAAGCCCACAUUUGGGCAUUAGAGGGACUAUCCAACUUGGUUCAAGCCUCCUUCACAGAGGACCACUUUGGCGUAGUUCAAACUAACUUAUCCAGCAUCCUUAGCAGUAUGCUGCUCCUGCAAGAGGCAGUGGACCGACACUUCAAGCUGCCGCACGCCUCCACCAAGCCCGUGCAGACGGCGAGUGGCAUGGGCGAGCCGACUUACAAGACGCUGCGCUUCGCUCUCAGGGCCGCGCUCAAGACGGCCAUCUACAGAAUCACCACCACCUUUGGAGAGCACCUCAAUGCUGUGCAUAUGUCCGCAGAGCACCGCAAGAGGCUGCAGCUUUUCCUGCACUACAAGGAAUAACUUUAAUAUACAUAUUGUUGCAUUAUGCUGAUACAGAGCACGUUCUGCUUUUAUUUUAUCACAGGUCAGACGCCUGUUUGUACAUACUCGUUUGUUUAAAUAAAAGGUGUAAAAAAAAAAUCAUCUCCGGUUCUCAAUGCAAAUUUUAAUAAUGCAAGCAAAGUUGCAUUUUGCAGUGGCAGAGAAGCGUGACUCGCCGAUGGAAGAGUGUAUCGAGGUGAGAGGAGUUUGUGUUUAUUCGGGAAUGUUUUAAUGGGGGUUGUUCUUCCACAGCAAUUUUACUCAAUCACACUGCAAUAGAAACAAGUCUCCUGAAUUCAAAUGGUGUUCCAGCAAAUUCGGAAAAACGUGUAUCAAAAGAAAGAUUUUUUGCCCUGUACUUUGACUCUCUCAAAAUAACAAACCUAGCAACAAGCAAUGCGUAGAACCAAGAUAUCAAUUGCUUUCAGGAGACAUUUGUUCAUCCUUGUUUUAUUGCACAAAUUCUUCAACAGAUUUCCAACAGAACCAGGAGACAUCUCAGAAAUCUUAAGCCUUUAGGUGGCAAAAUUCUCAAAAUGAAAUACAGUACUGUGUACAAUGGACAGUCUUAGGCGAGCAGAAGAAAUAGUUGCACAUCGGAUCUGUAUCGAAUAUAAACCUCUGCAUCUUUAACCAAUCAAAUGUGUGACAUCAAACAGCAUCUUCUAAAUGUUGAUUUAUUAUUUUUUUUUACAGUUUUCAUAUUUAUAUAUGUACAAUUCAUCUAAGAGUUCUCAGAAAAACGAGAAAAAACACCAGGCUUCAGUUGCUCUCACAGCACAAACAACGGGCAAGCACAAUGUCUAAUGAAACCACCGAAUUUUGCGGUGAACCUUUUACAAGAACUGUGCUGAAUCUGAUCAGGUUGAGUAAAAUAAAAGUUUCCAUCCGUGGCGCAUGCAGUGAAGGUGAGCAUAAUGCUUCCUGUCAAAGAUGUGAA